CUAAUAUUAAAGUGCAUGUUCUAAUCGAGGGUAUCCUAUGACUGCCCAAACAUUGACUGAUCUCUUCUUCCUGCGUGAGUAAGCUCCCCAUGGAAGGGGGUAGUAGUUUAUUGAUCGUGGUUAAGACAUUUGAUAUUGGAUGACAGCGAAUGGGAUACAUUUAAAGACUUAAUGUGAUGUAUUUUACAUUUUAUCUAUACUUGAACACAGUCAUAAAAAAUGUCUUCUUAAUUAGAAUCUGUACGGUGCUUUAUGAAGAGAAGUAUUUAUUUACUGUUUAGAAAUGGUCUCCUGCUUAUGGGUUCUGGUAAUGGAGUUGGUUUGAAGACUACCAGCAGUGUGCGUUUCUAGAUCACCCUAUCCUCCAGUUCCUCUUAGGGGUGACCAGAAUUUUCUAAGAAAAGAUAGAUGGUGCAUAAUGGGGGAGUUUUCAAUUCAUCCCUGGUUUACCAGGGCCACGGUCACACUGCAAGCCAUGAGCUUUGAAUUAUUCUCCUUUAUAUUCUCAUCAAGCUGCUAAUAUUAAAUAUUCUUCACUCAAAAUAAGUAGACAUUGUUCUCCUCCAUUGUGCUGGUUAGGGUUCACCGUUAAUGUCCCCUUAAUUGCUCUACCAGUUGUGCAUUAAAGCAGCUCUUUCACCAAAAGUGAUUUGAUCAAAUUUGCUUCUAUAUAGCUCUCUGUCUGAAUCUCUUUAAUCUCCUGUUUGUGAAAUGCUUUAGGGACUACUUUUUCUAAUGUAUCUCAGUCAAGUUGACUAAAUUUGACAAUCGGCAGCACUUAAGGUUCAGUUUCAGUUAACAAUCAAACUUGUCCACAAUCCAUUAAUAAAAUGGAUCUCACAAAAGGGCAAACAGCAGACAUGGCUGCACCCAUGUAUUUAUAUUCGGCACAAGGAAGAAAAGAUAGUAAAUGUAAAUAAACUAGUAAGUAGCCGUGGGGGGGGGGGGAAGUAUAAUCAUUACCAUAAAAUGGGCAAAGCAAAAUAAUUUAACUGAAAUAAAUAAAUGAGCAGACGGCUUCAAAGCCAGCGGCUUGUUAUACGGUGCAUAUACAGGAUGAGAAAUAGGGACACUGUCUGCUUUAGCAUUGAUAUCUUUUUUUCAGAUUUACUAAGGACAGCGAGCUGCAAGGACUGUUAUCACAGCCGUUAUGUAGUCGCUCUCUGGUUUUUAAUGGUAAAAAUGAACUUGAAUUGUAAUGUUUUUACCAAUUUCCUUGCAGUACAGCGCGGUGGACACAAAUCCUCUCUCCCUCUAUGUGAUGCACCCAUUUUGGAAUUCUAUAGUCAGAGUGAGUAUUUCUUGGCUCUGUAGUGUGUGAGUCUAAACCGCAGUAUCUUCUAAAAGCUGAUCUGUCUCUUUAUCUCCCAACAGUUUUUCCCAACAUGGCUGGCUCCAAACCUCAUCACCUUCAGUGGGUUUUUGCUUCUGGUUUUCAAUUUUUUCAUGAUGGCAUUUUUUGACCCAGAUUUUUAUGCCUCGGGUAAGUUUGUGUUUUGACCUUUACCGUGACCUUUAAGCCACCAGUUGCCCACGGUUUGUGCAGUUCGCUUAAAUGGUUGAAAUAGCACAUUCAUCACACUUGAUUUUUAUUGGUUUAUUUUGUUGUCGAGGUUUUGCCUCUUUCAUUGAAUCCUUGUGGUAAUGCUGUCCAGCCUUUUCUUUUCUGAAGUGCAAUUCUCCUUUGUCCUUCGCCGUAAAGGGGAUCUGUCACCUCUUAGCUGAGCCGCUGCAAAACAUGUGCAGUGGUCGCUAUGUCUGGAGAGCAGAAGGACUGCCUGUGGUUGGUCUCUCCUGCUCUCCGUUAUCAAUCCGUUCCUCAGCACAGACUAUACCGGAGAAUUGAUUGACAGGUUGCAGAAAAACAACAUAUUUUUAAAACGUUUUUUUUCUCUUAAUACAUACAUUUGUUGAGAAGAUUGCUAGCAUUAUGUAUACAAGAAAUGUUAUUGUUGUUUUUUAACAUGACAAGUAAUAGCAUAGAAUAGUAAAUAGUCAUAUAAUGCGUGAAUGUACACGAUACCAGUGUCCCGGCACAUAGUGUGUCUGGGUUUAUGUGAUGCUGUCCGUCUCUGUGUAAUUGACUUCACUUUAUUUGUUGUUUCACACAGCUCCAGGCCAUGAACAUGUCCCCAACUGGGUGUGGAUUGUUGCUGGUCUGCUUAACUUCACAGCCUAUACUCUAGGUGAGUCUGUGAGCGAGGAUUUGGGGACUGGCUGAAUGACUCUUACAUUAUGUAACAAUGCGCAGACUUCAGGAGACUCCAUGGACGCUGAGUGUGUGCUUGGCUGUGCCGAUCGCUGCACACAGCUCUGUUUAGAAAGCUGAACUAGUCUUUAUAUAAAUUGAUAGUCAGUGCAUUCUCUGUUUGUGAGACUGUGAUUGGAGGAGGAACUUUACCCGAUGGGGGGGGGGGGGUUCAUACGAGACGACCCCACAAACACGAGACUCCUGAUUGGUGGAACCUCUUCCUGGUGAGGAAGUAGGAUCUUCCUGGAGCUGCAGGCAAUUCCUCUAAGCUUUGCUAUAUAGAGAUGUUGGUGAUUUGGAGGUGUGUUUAUUUAAUGCAUUGUGCAUUUGUAAUAUAAAAAAAAUAAGUGGAUCUGUUUCACUUAUUGAUUCCAUUUAAAUGGUGUUCACUUACUUUAAACUCCUUUUAAAUGCAUUUAGACGACUACUAUCCACCCCCUGAUGUCUAUUUUCUCGGUUUUGGUCCAUGUGAACGAGAUGACCACCAACUUGUGGUCGACUGGCACUUCAAAUGGCUUCGGGAGUUCGAAGUGCCGCCUCGAAAGUUCAAAUUGUGGCCAUACGCAAAAAGGCACACAUAGUGGUUUUAACCAGGAUUUGAUACAGGGGCCAUAGUCACAGGGCAAGAGGCUGGCAAGUAUGCCCCUCCAAGAACCUGUGACAAGGUCCAGUUUGUCACAAUGCAAAUAGGGUAUUAUUCUAUUUUACAGUAAAAAGGGUUGGAGAAACCCUUUAAUUAUUUUAAAAUGGUUUAAUUUCUUACUGGAGGUCUGCCUGGAGCUACUCCCAAGCUCCAUCACUGCCGGAGUUAUGGAAGUCCCUAAGCAGAGACUUCCGUUGGCUUUCUUGGGCUAAUCCCUGCAAUCAGCGGAUGCUUUCAGAAGCAGUACUUGGACCCCAGGUAAGAUGGAGGGGGUGAGGAUGCCAUGACUUCCCUGGCACCAUAACCACUGCAGCACGCUGUAGUGUUGAUGGCACUUGGAGUGUUCCCUUAAGUCUCAUAAACAGGCUUGUACACUCACUGCUUUUAAAGUAAAGCUCGGAAAUCUAGGCUGCCCCCUAGUGGUGAUUACAGGGUAAUGCCAUUCUUCUUUAGAGUAGAGAUUGUAGCUGUAUUAGUCCAGCGAUGCAGGUGUAAAAUAGCAGAUUUCUCUUUCUUAACUCUAAAUUUUUUCUGAACAAAAACAGCACAUACAAUUCAAACCGAAUCACAACUCAACAACUGGAAUUCUGUGUGUUGUUUUUGCUCAGAAAUGCUUUAGCCUUGAGGAAGGGAGGUUCUCCCGGAAGCUUGUCCAAAAUUCUGUUAGUCCAAUAAAAAAAGGUUUUACAAGAUGAAUUCCUUCUGUUAUUUUCCAUUAUUCAUAAAAAAUGCUAAGCUGAAAGAUUUGGAAUUAAACACUUCAGGCUGAAGAAAAAAGUGUCUCAAAAUAAUAUUUAUAAACUAUCAACAAUACUUCAACAAUUUUAUAAAAUCUUAAUAUAUUCAAUAAAAAAACAUUCAGAAGAUUAUAUAAAUAUAUAUAUUUUUUACCUCACGUUUGAUAACCUAAGUUUAUUUCAUAUCUUAUUAGUUUGAGUCCUGCGUGAGAAUAUAUGUUUCUUUAGUCCAAUAGUUCCCCCUUCCUAAGUCUUUAUUUUCUGGUUUCCUGUAAUCACGUUUUAAAAUUCAAAGUGACUUUGCACCCAUUUUCUCCCCUAAACUUUUCUUUAGGCUGGCAAAAAUCCAGGCUCAGCUGGUAAUUAAAUUAGACUGGGCAGUCUACCUGAACGCGGUUACACAGAUAUAAGGAGGGAAAAGGGACACAAAAUAUAGAAUAAGAUGUAGGUUAGAAAACGUCAGGUGACAAUUAUUUUUGUGAAUGUUUGUUUUUAUUGGGUAUGUGUAUAAUAAUAUAUAUAUUUUAAAUUAUAGAAAUAAAAGUUAAGUGUUAUUUUGAGGCUCUUUAAAAAAAAAUAAAAACAUUUCUUUCAGUUUAAGAUGAGGGCUAAAACCACUAGGUCUCAGUGGUGGACCAUCAGUUAACAAGGCUCCGGGUCCUUUUUAUAGUCAAACAUUCCAGGCUGAAUUAUUAAUUAUAUAGAUAAAGCUUUCAACAUUAGAAGUGCAAAAACAAUUAAUUGUAAUAAAUAAAGAUACUGUAGUUUGAAGUUUCUGCUUACUGACAAUUUUAGACUGUGCAGCUUCUGCCGUGAUAUCUCCCCAAACCAGAAAGCCAUCACGCCAGUUAAACUUGCUUAACUUGCAUCGGAAUGAUAUCGUUAUGGUGCAAGGAGGUUCCCGGGUGCCAACUUACCUCAAGUCUUGAAUCCAUCACCCGUUAACUCUUUCCACAUAUUUCUGAUGGACUUGAGAAAAAUGUGCUCCUCUGUCCGAGGUUUCAAGUCUCAGACUACAGUGCUUGUUUGUAGUAAGAGCAAACAGGCACCAGAUUCAUGACUUUUAUCAUUGCGGUAAGCUGGCGCCUGGCACCUUCAUUCUGAUUAUGUUGUAAUGGUUCCUGAAGUGUCCCUUUCAAGUUUUAUUUUAAAAUUUAUUUAAAAAGAUAGUGGGCAGUAAUCUAAGAGGGAAAAGUGAAACUUCUAACUUUAAAAAUAUAUUUACGUUUGUUCCAUUGUAUUUUGAACAAAAAGAGAAACAAUACUAUUCAGGGUAGGACAUUAUGGAGCAAAACAAAAUCCACUGAGUAAGCAUAACUGUAACGGAAUCAUACACAGGCUCAUUGACGUUACGUCAACACCAAGAAGAGAAUUUGCGUCUGGUGCGUGAGCCUUGAAUGGCUACCUUACUCCUUAACAGUUUUGUGUUGAUUGUAGGUCCUGCUUUCUCCAGUAAACCUAUCUGAAUUUCACACUGCAAAAAAACAACAAAAAUUCCAUAAUUUAGGAUAACAUUUUAAACCAUAAUUGUCUACAUCAAAAACUAUCAGCUAAAUUUAGAUUACAAAUGAGCUGGACUCAGAAGAACAGACUAGCGAUGUAUAGAACUAUAUCGCUGUGAUCUGGGAAGAACACAAAAGCUAUUUGAUUUUGGAUUUAUGAAAACAUUGUAGACAUUUCUGUGCUUUUUGUUGGCUUUUAUGUAAAAUCGGUCAGUCUUUUUUUUGGUUUUUUUUCAGCAGUCACUUUGCAUGAACUUAUUGAAUUUAGACAGAAAAAAGCUGACCGCUGCGCAUAGACCUGGGCAGUAUAUGUGUUUUAGAUAUUGUGUGCAUGGUAUGUUCCGCAUGUAACGCAUUGCUUUGUUCUUUGCAGAUGGAGUAGAUGGAAAGCAAGCACGCAGGACUAACUCCAGCACACCACUUGGGGAGCUCUUUGACCACGGCCUGGACAGCUGGGCCUGCAUAUACUUUGUGGUGACGGUGUACUCUAUUUUUGGCCGUGGAGAAGCAGGCGUCAGUGUGCUCGUACUUUACCUUCUCCUUUGGGUGGUACUGUUCUCUUUCAUCCUAUCCCAUUGGGAGAAGUAUAACACUGGAAUACUGUUCUUACCCUGGGGAUACGACUUGAGCCAAGUGGUGAGUAUCCUCCUUUAGUUCCAAUACUGAGGUUAAAACUGGGUCGGACUGUCGUAGUGUAACGUGCUCAGGAUUGAUGGUUCUGCACACUUAGAAUAGUCUCCAGUGACUUAUGUCAACCGAGCUUCUUAUGAUCGAAGACUGAGCAGUUUAUUGAAACGUAUAAAUCCCAUAACUGGUCUCACAGUUCCUUCUGUCUGAGCAUUACACAGUAAACGAUAGGUGUGUUUAGUGAUUAAUCAUGGCGCCCUAGAGGUAUUCCCGUGGGAAAUGUUCACAAUUUUCUGGGGGGGCCAAGGUUGGCGGUUACUGCUAUUAACAGUCUGGGCAGAGUGAUGCAAGAUCAGCGUAUUAACGUGUAACCCGCUUGUUGAUCUUCUUUCAGACCAUUUCCUGUGUUUACCUAGUGACCGCUGUGGUGGGAGUGGAAGCCUGGUACAAACCAGCAGUCUUUAACCUCUUGUACAGAGAUCUCUUCACUUCAAUGAUUGUUGGUAAGGCAGGUGGUAACUGCUUGUGGAAGUGCAUGAUAUUCGCUGCGCACAAUGCAUGUCCUAGGAUCUCUCCUCAGAAAGUCUCAUAAUGUCUGUUUUUUUUAAUGUUACAGGAUGCGCUGUCACGGUGACCCUCCCGAUGAGCCUCUACAACGUCUUCAAGUAAGUUUUCUUCAAUCCAUUAACAUUCUUCUCACGGUCUCCCUCCAGAAUUCCCUUUUGAUUCAGAUUUUGUUAGCUAAGGUGCCUGUUUUGUCCCCUCUCACUGAUCGUGUGUAGAGCGAGAGACUCUGCAUAGCAAAGGAGUUUUACAAACUGCAAUUAUCGACCAUUCUGAACAGCAUUUCGUAUGGAACAAUCCUUCUUUUUGCCUCCUCCUUCCAUUAUUAAAAACUUUAGAUCUUUUUUUAUUUUGUUUUGUUUUUUAACUACUGAAUAUGGCCCAUUGUUAUGUUAUUCUGUAUUAUAGUAGACAAACAUUGUAACCUACUUGUUUGAUUUAUGGCUGGAGCCCUCCAACAAGCAACUGUACUUUUAACUAGUCAUUGUAGAGCCCUGUGCUUGCAUCCCAUAAUAAAUUUCCAUGCCAACUGUCAGGAUAUGGGGGCCCUGCAGGGCAUGAAAGAAUGAUGUGUCCAAAUGGGUCUGGCGCUCCUAGAUGCCCCUUAGGAUCAUGUGCAUCUUUUGGGUGGGGUUCAGAGUAGACCUGAUACCCCUUAAAAAGCAGAUUGACAAAGUUAGUUCAUGUUUUGACAAUCCUGGCAUAUUGUAGCAAUCUAAACAGCUAAAAGUACUUAAAACUGUAAUGAUGUGUAAUCUUGUACAUUGCUUGAUCAGUCCUUUUCCAUUUAAAGAGCAUAUCGCAACAACACUCUGAAGCACAAGUCUUUCUACGAGUCCAUGCUCCCGCUCAUCUCCCCAGUGCUGCUCUUCAUCCUGUGCACCGUGUGGGUCUUGCUGUCUCCAUCAGACAUCCUGGAAGCCCAUCCAAGGCUCUUCUACUUCAUGAUGGGCACCACCUUUGCGAACAUCACAGUAAGUACAGUGACUACUGUGGUGGGCGCACAAUAUUUCCAAUUAUUAUUAUUAAAAUGUUUUAAGAUGGUAAUGCCAUUUUAUCUUCUUUAAAUCACUGUCACUAAACCACCCCCCACACCUUCUCCCUAUCUCCUGCCUAAGACUAAUGGAUUUCCCCUGCUAUGGUUCCUGGGGGAGACGUUGAGCAUUUUCACAGUAUCUGCUCCUACAACAAGGACUAUACCAUGACUUCCUUAUUUAGGAAUGAUGGUAUCUGGGUACUCCUAGUGUGUUGCAGUAUUAGUAAGUGUGCACAUCUAUUGCUUUGUAUUAAAGAUGAUCUCCUAAUGCACACCAGUUGCAAGCUAUGAUUAAACAAAUGGAAACCCAUGCACAGCAGAGCCAUCUGCCAUAUUUCCAUUCAGUUGAUAAUGUUAAAGGAAAUUCAUGCAUUUAAAAGCAUCAUUAGCAAAAUACAAGGCUUGCAUUAACGUAUAUAGUGUGCUUUGUCUGUACCAGCACAACCAAGCAUGAAAUGAUGAUAAUUAAAAAAUAAAUCAAUUGAUAAUUGGAAGAACAAAAAAAAAAAAAGACAACUCAUUACUAAUUUUUAGGUACCUGUCAGGUUGUACAACAAUUUCCCAAGUAAGAUUUCUGCUUCUUUGGCAUAAAUUCUGUAUAGGUUAGAAAUGCGGUUUAUGUCAUGUUUUGUUGCUAAGUGAUCAUUGAUCAAUACCUAUAUUACAGUAUGAGCUUCAAAGGAUGUACCAUAGUGUGAUCUGUGCCUUUUUCCAUGUGAGCCAAUUGCGGCCCUUGUUACCGUGUGAGCCCGUGCCGGCUACAUUUGUUCGCUGAUUGAUGUUUGUGUUACAGUGCCAGCUGAUUGUUUGUCAGAUGAGCAACACUCGAUGCCAGCCGCUCAGCUGGUUGCUUCUACCUCUUGCCCUGGUCGUAGCCGUUGUCCUCUCAGGAUUUGCCCAAGAAACGGAAACUCUCCUACUGGCUCUGCUGACGGGACUGGUUACUGUGGCACAUAUCCAUUAUGGAGUAAGAGUGGUAAGUGAUCUGUCAUUAUGUUUUCUACUCUAGAAUUAAUGUAUUUUGCAGGAGUCUCUGAUCAGCAGACUAAUACGUAAAUCAUAAAUGAGGAGUUCGUAACCUGUGAGGUGUGCCUACCCUGGGGUGAUGCAAAGGUGUUAGUGGGGAGAUGUGACAUUCUUCGUUAACAUUUUUUUAAUUGUUUUGUUUUUAUUUUUAGAAUUUAGUUUAGGUACAGUCGAGUCGUGAUAUCUGGAUUAAAAAAUUUUUUUCAAAACCAUCCAGAUAAUCAAAGAUCGUAUAAUCGAUUUGUUGGGUAAAUUGAAGACUGAGUCCGUUUAGUUUAACCCUGUGCUGGAAAUGACACCCACAACACUUUAAAAUAAUAACAAGAACAGUAGAAGAGCCGUCACACGGUAUCUCCGCACUCGGUGACUGUUCUUGGCAGAUUGCAAUGCACAGUCUGAAUGACUGCAACAAUGGAAUCAAUUAGUCUGGUUACCUGAGAAAUAGCCUACAAGAUAUGUAUGAGAAAAUACAGACACACUGGCUAAUUUGUUUUGUUAAGGUUUUUUUAAGAGGCUGUAUAGUCACCAGAGCUUAAUGUAGUGGUGCUGGUGUCUUUAGCCUGUGCCUGCAGGUUCACCAGUGUAGAUGCUGCCUUUCAGUGUUUACAUUGCUGCCUAGUAGCUCCUCUAGUGGCAGUCACUCAGACAGCUGUGGUGUAUUACCAAACUACAUAAAUUAUGUACGCAUACACAUAUAAACUCUGGUCCGUCUACUUUAACAAAUAUUUAUUUAGAGACAAAAUAGCGUCAUCAUACAAAUAAUGACAUACAAUCUAACUAACGGACAAUAACAACCUUAUAAUGUCAUCAGAUCCCACUCACAGUUCAUCAUGAUAAAAAUUAGCCCGUGUCUGCUCAGUAGCACAGCCAAGAAGGAACAGGGAGGAAUGGAAAUAGGGGGAAGUGGUUAUCUCUUUCCUGACUUGUAAAGGUAUUGAAUUAGAUAAUUACCAUACCAAAGGGUAAAGCUUAUCCCCCUGUAAGAAAGGCAUACAUAAGCUGGUCACCACAACACCUAAUUGAGGGACUUCCCAGCUAGGUCCUGCACUCAGCGUCUCCACGCUUUGCAUGGAAAUGCUGUACGAUUCUCCUAGAGAUGCAUUGAUUCAAGGAUAUCUAUGAGGAGAUGCUGAUUGGCGCAGUAAGGCAUUGUGCCGCACAUGUGCAAUAGACACCCAAUACUUUCCUACGGAGUGCGACUAUUUCCGAACGGAGAUGGAGAAAAGGUAAGUAAAAUACCUCAAUUCAGAGAGGGGGGCAGUUAAACCUGUAGUCCCGCAUUGUAGUGUUAGAAAUACAUGUUUGUAUUACUAACACUAUAUUGGUCUAAAAAAACUAAUAAAACCGAUUUGUAUUUUACUAAUCAUCUACAGUUUAAGUAGCAGCUGUUCUGUGUUUCUACUAAAUUCAAGCUGCAGUAUAAACACUUUUAAUUUUAUUUAUGUAUUCUUUUGUAUAGAAGACUGAAUUGUCAUUUCUGGGAACAUGUGGUGUGGCUUGGCUUUCAAUUACUGACUAUCUCAUUUUGUUUUCAUUAUUUUUUUCCAGGUAAAUCAGUUGAGUAAACAUUUCAACAUUUUGCCUUUCUCACUUAAAAAACCCAAUAUGGAUUGACUAGAGGAGGAAGAGAAAGUCGGCUUGCAAUCUGCAGAGGUUUUGUAAAACAGCUUCUGCCAGCUUCGUCCAUCACCACAAACAAAAAGCAUUCGCCCUUUGGGUACACUGGAACCACUCACAUUAUCCUCAGACCAUUUGAAAAGAGCAACAAAAAAACAAAACAGAUUUCCUUGUGAUAACGGACAGACUGCUUGAUUGUAAAUAGAAGACCAGUUGAAUGUUCCUUGUACAAACGCCCCUCCGUCAUUUUGGAUUUACUAUGCGUUUGUACAUGUGUGCUCCUCUGCACAUGAUGUCUUACCGGGAACAUAAUGGUCACCUAGACCAGUGACCUUGCACGGGUCAGCUGACAUAUGAAAUCUAUACUUGUAUGUAUAUGGUACAUAUGCCAAAGGAGUCCUCGUCUGUGUUGGUAAAUCAAGUGCCAUGACGUGACAUGUGAGCACAAGUGAAGCUGAAAAUGUCUUAAACCAAACUACAUGUGUUGUGUGAAGCUCACGGAUGUCUGUUACACUGCAUGAAGGAGGUCAAGGUGUUUCACACAAGGCUGCGCUUUAUCAUUCAGCUCUUCAUUUCGCCAUUUCUGUUUUUAUCCGUAGCGUUAAAGCAAGACGUCUGUCUACAAUACACCAGAGAAGAUGUUUUAUGUGAUAUUACCUUAUCUAAUGUCCUUCAAAUCUAGAACAACAGACCCUUUUCAAGCCAUUCACACUGAUCUUUCUUCUUACAGCUGAUUUGUAUUUAAAUGAGGCAGCCAUUGUCCUUUGUGAGUUUUCAGUCUGUUGCUGCAGGCCUUCGGCUGUAAGUAAGCCGAACACUUCCCAGAUUUCCAGAUAUCUCUAAUGUGGCUGGUCACACCUGGAAUUUUGACGUGUGGUUGAAACCAUUCGAUCAACGCUUCCAUUGCAACAUUGGCAAUUAUAAAAUAGAAAUUUGAAAUCUAAAAUUAUGGAUAUACACCUUAGAUUAUGUAUAAUUAACCAUAACUUUACACCCGAGGUUUGAGAAUCCCACAGAUCCAACAUUUGUAGCACUCAAUGAUCAGGGGAUUUUGUGUUACUUUUGGAGGAAAUAAAAAUCUAUGUACCAGAGAUGGCCAAAAUGUAGAUCCCCUAUUGUUGCCAACUUUAAAUAUUCAAAUGAUAUUCUGCUAUUCUUAAGACUGGUGAAGCAUUAUGGGCAGUUUUAACAGCUGGGGUUCUACAGUUUGAUCACUCUGUCUAUACACGCCAGCUAAACAAAGAUCUGUCUCCGUCUAUGUUGGAGUGCCGCCAUUAGUAUAGUGAUGUAGACCGUAAUCAUGUAGAUCAAGAGUGACCAUAUGUACAGAGUCACUGGCAUCCCACAACUGCUUGGAAUGGUGCAAUACUGCACACAUCAUUUAGGGUGGGAUAGCAGUGCCCGCACCUGCCAUGUCCAGUUCACGAGAAAGUGAUCUUCUGAUCACUAUAUCCUUUAAUGUACACAUUUGCCAACAUACUGUGUAAAUUCAAUCUUUACCUAAAGGUGAACUUUAACCACCACACAUGGACAGUUAUGGUGUUCAAGGCCACAUUUGAAGUGCAGAAAAUAUUUUGCACUUAUUCCCUGUUGUGUUGAAUUUUCUCCUGGCAUUUUCUAGGUGCAUAUUUUAAAGUGUGAUUAGCCUCCAUGUAGAUAAUGCAUUGGGUUAUUAACAGGAGAAAAAAAUAUAGGCCGUUCUGCAAAUUAUUUAUCCAAAUUUAGAUUGUCCCUCCAACACCAUUCUCUUGGUGGCAGGGCUGGCCCCUAUGUUCCUUACCUUUCUUUUCUGUAGAUCCCCUGUCUGGUGCUACGCUUCAUUUUCUGUUGGUUUUUCCCAGUGGUGGUGGGAAGUAAUAGCAUGCCGAUUUUCUUUGAUGCCGCCUGCUUUUUGUUUUGUUUUAUUUUCUGUUGCCGUGCUUGUAUGAAGAGUGUAUCUAAACCCAUAUUCAUUUCUGGACAGGGUACACUUGGAGGCGCCAAGUACGGCCAUUGGUAUUAAUGUGUAAAUUAAUAGUAUUGAUAUGUAUCUUAAUGUGGGAAACACAAAUUCAUUUUGCAGAUGUUUAUUUGGGGGUAGAUUCAAAGUCCGACCAUGAGAAACUUUUGCCAAGUUCCAACUUUGUUUUUAUCUUAUUUAAUGUACCAUUUAUUUAUGUUUGGGUGUGGUCUCUUCAUCCUAUAGAAGUAUACAUUGUUUAUCUAUUGUGUGUAUCUUGUUUAGGUAGGUAUAUGCUGUUGUUUUUGUAUAAAAUUAAACUGAAAUAUCCACAAAAAAAAGGCUGUUAGAAGUUUAAAGCUAUUAUGUUUGAACUUUGUUUUCGUAUUUGAUUUCUAUAUAUUGUGAGACCUGUAAACGGUGGUAAAUGCGGCAUAUUUUCAAUGACUGGAGUACUUAUUGGAAUCCCGCCCCCUGCGCGUCUCAUACUUGUUAAUCAUUAUUAAACCUGUGAUACAUUUGUGGCAGGUGCUCUCAUACAAGGACAAACUAUUUACUAUUUAAAUGUUCGUUUUUAAUUUUUUUUGUAAAUUAUAAAUCACUGUAAACCAAGACUUGUCAAAUGUGAAAUUCAAAAGUCAAUUUGGAAAACUGUUUUUGUUUUAUUUUAUUUUUUUAUUUUUAAUAACAGAAAAAAAUGAAACAGUUAUAUCGUGUGUGUGUGUGUGCCUAUUUUAUUUAUUGGUCGAUCAUGUAUAAAAGGUCCAUAG
This is a messenger RNA of Pelobates cultripes (western spadefoot toad), 12712 nucleotides long. The record is from the annotation of a GenBank genome assembly. NCBI's taxonomy places the organism in Eukaryota, Metazoa, Chordata, Amphibia, Anura, Pelobatidae.